This is a messenger RNA of Paramuricea clavata, 775 nucleotides long. Lineage: Eukaryota; Metazoa; Cnidaria; Anthozoa; Malacalcyonacea; Plexauridae. The record is from the annotation of a GenBank genome assembly.
AUGUGUUCAUUGAAUCAGUUCUUUAAUGCUGUAAACUAUGCUUUACGUGUAACAAAUUAUGACAAUCUGUUUCUGAGAGUUAAACAAUAUCAAAUUUUAGAGUCGAUAUUACGGAAGAGAGACACAAUCGGAAUACUGCCAACUGGUUAUGGGAAAUCGGUUAUAUUCCAUCUAAUUCCGUUCGCGGCUGAUUAUCUUUGUAAAACCAACGUUAAACAAGGACAUACAAAAUAUGGUAACAUUGUUCUGAUUAUAGCACCACUAAACGCCAUAAUUGACGACCAGAUUUCUAAUCUGAAAAAACAUGGAAUUGAAGCAACUGUAUUGAAAACUGUUAGCAUGAACUAUACGACGAAUGAAAAUGACAGUGAAGAAUAUGCAAAUGAAACUGCUUCAGAUAGCGAUUGUGAAGAGCAUACCUUAUUAACAGAUUUAACGCUUGACACUAGCACCGAGAAGGAUAUUAAAGAAGGAAAAUCGAAAAUCAUUUACGCUCAUCCAGAAGCAUUUAUUUCUUGUAAAAAAGGCAGACGGCUUCUGAUGUCAAGCGUUUUACAGCGUAACGUAUUUGCAUGUGUAAUUGAUGAAGGCCACCUUGUUCAAGAAUGGGGAGUAGAAUUUCGUAAAGAUUUCGCUAAACUAUCGCAAUUAGGAUCGCUUUUCCCUGAAUCACCAUUUCUAGUUCUAACUGCAACAGCACCUAAACAUUUACAAGAAGCGUUAACAAGCUCUCUCCUCUUACAAAAUCCUCGAGUAAUAGUUGCCAAUUUAGAUC